This is a messenger RNA of Morchella importuna, 1146 nucleotides long. RefSeq lists its product as uncharacterized. The transcript has 2 exons. NCBI's taxonomy places the organism in Eukaryota, Fungi, Ascomycota, Pezizomycetes, Pezizales, Morchellaceae. The record is from RefSeq and is a predicted model, not a curated record. Bases 1 to 1146 code for a protein of 381 amino acids.
AUGCCUUGCGGAAACUCAACCCAAGUCUUCGCCUUCACUACUCUAUCACCCACCUCCCAGCUAUCCCUUGCAUCAAGCAUGACUACCUCAGCACUUCUCGAUUUUGCUGCUGAUUCUCCCGCAUUCAUGAUCUUUCUUCGAACCCAUUGUGAGGAAGUUGUUCUCGCUGCGUUAAAAACACAGUAUGGGUAUAUUCCCGAGAAGGCUACAUGGAGUUGUGGUCUUCUUCCCCUGUAUGAGAAUCUACCACCUCAUGUCUCUGAUACCCCACUGGACGAUUCGACACCCCGAUCAGCCUAUAGAUCAUCAAUUGGACGUCAUAGACGAGGACAUCAGGAUACCACCGAGCUUCUCCAGGAAAUGCCUGUUUUACAGUGGUUGGUGGAUGAAGAGCAGCUUUCUGACAACGGUCGGAAGCUCCUUGAUAUUCUUCCACCAUCUGACCACAGUCAAGGCUUAUACUACGCCGGUGUUCGGGGGUUAGUACGAUACUGCCAGAAGUACACUGCUCUGUGCAGCUUUGUCGUUACGAAAAGGGAGAUCAAUGAACAGAUGCAAAGAUGGUUGCAGGAGCGGUAUACCCCUUGGGGUGUUAAUGAAAUGUGGUUUGUUGUUGAUGCUCUGGGCUCACGAAUUGACGAGAUUAUGCCAUCGCUACGGAAUGAUGAGGCACGGAGGGAGAAAUUGCUGGGAAUGCUCUUGUACAAGAUGGAUGUACUCCGACUGUUCAACGGCUAUGAUUUUGCUUCAUCGUCGCCCACAAGCGAGGAGAGGGCUCUACGGAGACUCCUUGAAGAGGAGAUAAUUGAGGUUCCAUCCGCCGCUGAAGGCACACCUAUUGCUGAACUCCAAUGGAAAGUCCGUGAUGGGUCUCACUCACACUGGUUCACAACCCCCGCACAGGAAGCGUUAUUAGGAAAACCUAUAAGCUCGUCUUCUCGCAUACAAUCACGCAUGCACUCACGUCCUUACUCUACAUCAUGGUCUUCCGAGGCUUCACCAAAUAAUUACCUCUUUGGAUAUGGAAAUAAUUAUAUAGCCUCUCAGGGCGUGAAUCUUGAUCAGCCGCAAGAGCGCGCAGAGCAACCACGAGAGCCAAGGCCUUCGGUAUUCGGGGUGGCAUGUGGGCCGAUCGGGGUUUUGUAG